AUGACGGAUUUCGACGACAUCAAUGUAGUUAUCGAGGAUCACCUGGCCGCGCUAGAAGUCAUCAGUCAACGAAUCCUGAACGUACGCAAGCGAAUGCAGCAGGAGGACCGAUCUGAGCAUGCCAUUCGCGAGGAGCAGAUCCUGACCGCCAUUAACGCCCUGACGGACGUUCAGGACUCAACGGCGAAGAAGAUAGAGAUAAUCGAAGGCCACCUGCUGGUUAUGGUUACCAAGCUGAAGGGGAUGGCGGAAAACCUGAAGCAACCCGACACGCAAACUGAUACGGCAAUGCAGCUGAAAGGCAUCCUGGACGGAGCAUUAGCUACGAUGAUCACCAAGAUGAAUGAAUGGCAGUCACUGGCGCAGAUGCCGCAGUCGCAAGAAACGGUGGCGAGACGAGAGACCAACGCUGAGAAGGAGGUCAGCUUGGAAGAAGGGCCGACUGCAGAGAUUGAAUCGGAACGCGAAUUGAAAGAAGAAAAUGUUGGCGGAGAUGAUAACGACCUCGUAGAAGAGGACCUUCAAUUGCAAGACGACGCGCCAAACGCAGAAGAACAGGACGAAAAUGAAUUGCGUGAAGAGGAACUCCACCUGCAAGAGGAGCUCCCAACCGACGACAAUGCAAUGGAUCAAGAAGAGGGCGAACUAGCAGAGCAAGACCCUAAGAAGGAUGUUGAACCGAAAGCCCGAGAGCCCCGACCUCGUGACCGCAUAGAGGACGAACGACGUCACCAGCAACUCACUGAAGAAUUGGAGCAGGUGAUGGAAGCGGAACGCAACUUCAAGCAGCUGAUCCAGGACCUGGCAGACAGAAAAGUGUGCCCACUAUACUUGGGCAGGAUGACGGAACAAGCGGAUGCCUUCGACUGUCCCGGCUUUAGUACCGCAUUUAGGCUUCCGAUGCGGUCUCGCGAUCCUCCACCCGUUGCUAUCGUUUGA
Molecule: messenger RNA, 939 nt
Organism: Cylicocyclus nassatus
Lineage: Eukaryota; Metazoa; Nematoda; Chromadorea; Rhabditida; Strongylidae
Source: the annotation of a GenBank genome assembly